This is a messenger RNA of Lolium rigidum, 3551 nucleotides long. Its product is annotated as auxin-responsive protein SAUR36-like. NCBI's taxonomy places the organism in Eukaryota, Viridiplantae, Streptophyta, Magnoliopsida, Poales, Poaceae. The record is from RefSeq and is a predicted model, not a curated record. The transcript is spliced from 8 exons. Gene Ontology annotation, biological process: response to auxin. Bases 3019 to 3477 code for a protein of 152 amino acids.
UCUCCUCCCCCGCUGCACACUCCGAUUUAGCAGACCUGUUUAGACUCUGGAAUACAUCGCCCAGUUUCUGAAAGCGCAGCGGAAGAUUUUUCUGAUUGCUACUCUUCUGCUUCGACGAUAUUAAGAUUCAGACUCGUGUAAUUAUACACUGAUAGCGAGAAUCAUGCUUACAGGUUAUUUGACAUGGGACACCACAUUUCUGAGCUGCCGAGGGCCAGAAGCCGCUCCUGCAAUGCUUGAGCUACAAACUGCAAGCUGCUGGUGCAGCACUACAUGUGGUGCCAUACAACUUGGAUAUUGGCACAGCAUCACUACGGAGCUCAGGAAUGCCCUCUCUACUUCAGGCGAUGCAUUUCUUCUGAGCAAGCACGUGACGUACUCCAUCACCACUGCAUCGAAGGGCAGUAUGAUCCCGCUGUCGCAUGUGAACCCAAACUCGUCCUUGGACAUCCUUAGCAGCUCGCCGAAGACUGUCGUGCCGCGGUACGCCAGCGGGACCUCGAACCGCCUCCCAUCGGCUGUGUACAUGGCACAGUGGCCUUUAUCUGCGACCGGCGAUGCCGUGCAGCAUGCUUCGUCGUCUCUGGAUGCUGUCUUCACCCGUUGCCACUUUCUCACCAACUGAGCAAUCCUCUUGGGAUGGAUCAUGGCCAUGGCUGGGUGUUCUUGAUUCUCAGGUAUUUUGCUUGGAGAUGCUUGGUUUGUGAGUUUGUUGAUGAAGUGCUGGUGUCUUAGCUCAUGAAUAUAUAGGCACAGAGAUAUGAGACUUACUAGCAGUUGACAGGGGACAAGGUGCGUGCAAUGUUGGCUCUGAAGGGAGGCAGACAGAUUCAGAUCAGAUUUUGCUGGGCCAUGGCUUGCUCUGUAGAGGCAAAGGUAGUGGACUAGUGGCUGGGCAAUAGAUGCAUGCUACAGCCAUUGAUAUUAAUUGGGUAGAGGCAUUAUGCAACCUUCUAGGGCCCAGCUUUUAUGGAUCUGUUCCAUUUGGUUUGGUGUCCUGUAUCAUGAGAUUGAGCAACCCAGUGAUUGCAAUCAGGUGAGGUGAAGAGACAGCAUCACAGGGGACACUUCGUAUGAUGGUCAGGAGCCCUUUGUAUUGUUUGGAUAAGACAUGCAGGAGAACACCGAGGGAAGAACUCCGCAUGUAUUCAGGAACUACAAGCUGCAAGCUGAUAUGCAGAAAAUAUGACUGAUCUGUAUUUGGUAGGGGGCAAGGCCAUGAGCUUGGUGCGUGCAAUGGUGGCUCCCGAAGGAGGCAGUGAGAUUCAGAUUAGAUUUUGUUGGGCCAUGGUACUGUUGAGGCAAGGAUAGUGGACUAGUGGCUGGGUAAUCAGAUGCAUACAAGAUAUACAACAGCCUUUGCUACUGAAUUUGGACAGAGGCACUGUGCAGCCAUCCAGGGUCCAUCUUUAUGGCGGUGUUCCAGUUCUGUCUCCUGUAUCAAGAGAUUAGAAGAUAUGUGAUAUUCAUGUGCACCGGUCGCCGUGGUUUUGCAGAAACUGUGUGAUUGCACACAGGUUAGGUGAAGAGCUAGUGUCAUUCGGUACAAGGCAUAUGAUGGUCCAGGAGCCUUUCCUGAGUAGAUGCAGAGUUCACUUCAUUGCUUUGGGUGUGUAAUUUGCGCUUACAGCUGUGCAUGUUAGGUGCUUGUUGGUUCAACAGUGCUUUGAUUGCUGCAGAUCUGGCAAGUUUGCUGGGAAGUUCCAUAUCUCAUUGUCCACUCAUGGUCUGCAUGGUCCCUAGCAGUACCAUUUUCUGGUAUCUUCCUUGCAUUUAGCUGGGGAAGGAGUUUCAUUGUGGUAUUUUUGUUUUGGGAAGUGAGCAUGCUGCAAAAUUUGCCAAUCCUGACUUGAGCAUAAUUCGAUGGUUUUACCUAUAGUUGAACAGAACGCAGUAGCAUCCAAAAGUUGGUUGGUAAUCAGGAGUUGCAGACACUGAAGUUCUGGAUAACUCCCAGAUGAGGCUCCGCAUGAUACUUACAUGACAUCGCCAUGGAGCUGAGGACUGCGGCCUCCAUCUCUGCGGAGGCACUUCUCCUGAGCAUGAGGCGUACUCCAUCACCGAGGCAUUACAUGGCAGCUUGAUUCUGCCACCGUCGGUGCCUACGAAGCCCAACUCUUCUUGGGACAUCCUCAAAGCUCACUGAAGACUGUCGUGUCAAGGAGCACCAGUGGCACCUCGAACCUCAUGCCACCAGUGGUGUACACGGCACAGUGGCCCUUGCUAGCCACCGACGAGUACAACGUGCUGCAUGACCCUUCGGUUUCUUCCUUCAACGUUGAUGACAACCAGGUGAGCCUCUUCCUCCUGAUGGCCGCCACCCUCUGCAACUUCUUGGCUAGCUGAGCGAGUGCCUUGGCAUUCAUCAUGUUGGUUUCUUUUGUUCUUGGAAAUGGGAAAAACUCUUCUGCAAGUUGGAGAUUGGAAUGCCUUUGUAUGUUGAUAAAGUGAUGUUGUUUGGAGGGCACUUAGCCAUGGAUUUAUACCUCAAGGGUAAAGCAGGCGCCCACACGGUGGAGUGUGAUGGUUGGGCAGGAGACAAUCCCCAUGGGCACAUCACAUGUGGUGAUCUGGAUCGGGUUUUGAUGGGCCAAGUGUUUCGCACUCACCAGAGCUUGGGCUGGGAGCCACCACAGUCGUGGUGAUUUGUUUGCCAGGGAAAUGGCAUGAGGACCCCAUGGGGCUCUGUAACCACAAGCACAUUUCAGACAUGGAUGGUGCUUGAAAAUAUCAUCAAAAUCAUUCAUCAUAUUGUCUGCAGCUAGUUGCAACAACAUGCAUGCAGAACACUUAUGGCCUUGUCUCCUGCCCACCACUCUUGCUGAUAGCUACACACAAACUACACGCAUAUGCACUGCCCUGUGCCCCCUCUUCCUUCUACUUCUACUAUAAAUCCAUGGUGUGCCCAACACAAACCUCUUCAUCUCAUCUGCAAGCAACAUCACAGUCUACAACACAGUUUCAGGCUUUCAGAGCCAAAGUGAAAUUUAGCCAGCCAGGAACACAUCAGACUCAACCAUGAUCCAUGCAAAGAAGCUUGCCCAGCUAGCCAAGAAGUGCCAGCGGAUGUUGGUGCCUGGAGCCGGUGUCCGCCGCCGGCAGGCCCUGGAUCCCGAGGACGAAUGCUGCAGCACAACAUCAUCUGUUGUUGCUGACGAGGGCCACUGUGUGGUGUACAGCGCUGAUGGAGCACGGUUCAAGGUCCCUCUGGCUUACCUUGGAACAACAGUCUUUGCUGAGCUUCUGAGGAUGUCUGAGGAGGAGUUUGGCUUCACAAGUGGUGGCGAUGGAGGCAGGAUCACACUGCCCUUUGAUGCCACAAUGAUGGAUUACGUCUUGUGCCUGGUCAGGAGAGACGCCUCUGAGGAGGUCGAGAAGGCGUUCUUGAGCUCCAUUGCUGGGCACUGCUGCAGCUACAACUCUAGCUGCAUGGUGCCAUCAAUGGAAAUCAGCCAUGAAUUAGCCCUUUGUACUUAGCUUUAGCUUCUCUUUUUUUUUUUUGGUUAGGACAAGAGGAGCUCUGUAUAGUUUCAUGUAAGAUCCGAUUAUCA